Messenger RNA from Anoplopoma fimbria (sablefish), 3363 nucleotides. RefSeq names its product leucine-rich, glioma inactivated 1b (gene lgi1b). The coding region runs from base 1 to 1644 and encodes 547 amino acids. The record is from RefSeq and is a predicted model, not a curated record. The transcript has 10 exons. Lineage: Eukaryota; Metazoa; Chordata; Actinopteri; Perciformes; Anoplopomatidae. Gene Ontology annotation, molecular function: protein binding. Gene Ontology annotation, biological process: myelination.
AUGGGAUACCCGGGCAGAGCAGCCAGAGGAUGGAAAGGAUGGACGCUCCUGGUUUGGGUCGCUGCUCUCAGCUUUGUCGUCGCAGAUGGACGGAGAGUGAGGCAGGCCAGGUGUCCCACUGGAUGUACCUGCACCAAAGACAAUGCCCUGUGUGAGAAUGUCCGAUCCGUGCCUCACACUUUCCCAUCCGACGUCGUCUCACUAUCUUUUGUCAAGUCUGGAUUUAAUGAAAUCGUAGGAGCAAGCUUUGUUCACACGCCUGCCCUGCAACUGCUAUUGUUCACAGCAAAUUCAUUGGACCUAAUUGAUGAGGAUGCGUUCCUGGGUUUACCACAUCUUGAAUACCUAUUUAUUGAGAAUAACAAAAUUGCAUCGAUAUCCCCAUAUGCUUUCCGGGGCCUGAAAGCGCUGAUACAUCUAAGUCUGGCUUACAACAACCUUGAGACACUGCCAAAAGAUGUUUUCAAGGGCAUGGAAGCUUUGACUAAAGUGGAUUUACGUGGCAACAACCUGAUUUGCGACUGCAAGCUCAAGUGGUUGGUGGAGUGGAUGCACCACACUAACGCCACCCUGGACCAGAUCUACUGCAGCGGUCCACCCCUUCACCAGGGGAAGAAGAUCAAUGACCUGCUGCCACACUCUUUCGACUGCAUCAUAGCAGAGUUUGCCUCCUAUCAGUCGCUGAAGUUUGAGUCCAUUUCGGUGGGGGCCUUCACCUUUAACGAGGAUCAGUACGUCGUGUUUGCCCAACCGUUUGCUGGGACGUGCAGCUUCCUGGAAUGGGAUCACGUCGAAAUGACCUUCAGAACUUACGACACCAUUGAAAGCACCUCCACUGUGGUCUGCAAGCCCAUGGUGAUUGACAACCACCUCUUUGUCAUCGUGGCCCAGCUGUUCGGGGGCUCUCACAUUUACAAACGAGACACCUCCGCAAACAAGUUCAUCAAGAUCCAGGACAUUGACAUCCUGAAGAUCCGCAAACCGAACGACAUUGAGACGUUCAUGAUUGACGGAGAGUCUUUCUUUGUCAUCGCUGACAGCUCUAAGGCGGGCUCCACAACAGUGUACAAAUGGAACGGCAAUGGCUUCUACUCCCACCAGUCACUCCACCCGUGGUUCCGUGACACAGACGUAGAACAUCUGGAGAUCUCCAACAAACCCCACCUGAUCCUGUCCAGCAGCUCCCAGAGACCAGUUGUCUACCAGUGGAACCGGAGCCAGAAACUGUUUGAACGAAGGACUGACAUUCCAGACAUGGAGGACGUCUUCUCUGUCAAACACUUCCGGGUCAAAGGUGAGAUGUUCAUUUGCUUGACAAGAUUCAUCGGGGACUCCAAGGUGAUGCGCUGGGAUGGUGCCAUGUUCAAGGAGGUCCAGACAUUUCCUUCCCGUGGCUCCAUGGUGUUCCAGCCCGUCUCCAUCGGCAACUGGCAGUAUGCCAUCUUGGGCAGCGAUUAUUCACUGACGCAGGUCUACCAAUGGGACACCGAGCGGGGCCAGUUUGCCCCAUCUCAGGAGCUGAAUAUCCAGGCGCCUCGAGCAUUUUCUGUGGUUUCCAUUGACGACCGCGUGUUCCUGCUUGCUUCCAGCUUCAAGGGGAAAACUCAGAUAUACGAGCACCUCAUGAUCGAUUUGAGUACUUAAACUCCUCGUCUAAUUUGGGAUAAAUUAUGUACACUAGCAUUCAAAUGCUCUCUUAUGUGAUUGUGUUGAACUUAUCAGUCUCGUUAGAAUCCACCAGCAAUUUCCACCUAGGUUUAAAGAAAACAGAGUUUCAAGCAGAAGCUCAAACCAUCUGAAGAGGUAUUUCAAAUACAGUUCAGGACCAGUAGGUUGAGAUUAAGUGGUUGAGUAGAUGAAGUUUAUUUUAAGAGGUCUGACAUAAUUUCCAUUACACUGAAAAUAUAUUCUACACAGUCCCUGAUGCCUAUGUUUGGCAACCAGCUGCCACUACUUCAUUUUGAUAACUCCUUCUAUAUUCAUCUUGAUUCCUCUGAAUUUGGAAAUGCCUUAUUCCCAUUUGAAAAAAAUGUAGUGCGAACCGACUAUCUUUCAGGAAAAACAAGCUAUGAACUCACUACUUUUGUCUUUUAUUCAACCAUGCAGGUGUUCUUGUAGUAAGUAAACAUAGUGUUAAUGUUUCUUCAUUUUAACUCCAUGCAUUUUUAUUUCUAUUGUAGGAAUUUGAUAGGAAAGAUUAAGCUGUUUGGUAGUGCUAAUGAUCAUGCAAUAAUAGGCAAAUAGGGAAACAUUCUUGAGGGAGAGGUGUUCAAGUUCAGGUGGUUUCUUUUGUAUAGAAAAACUACGAACAAAAAAAGAAAACUUUUCUUCAUCUAUGCCUCUUUUAUUUAACAAAGAAUUUCAGGACAGUUUACUUCAAAGUAAAAUGUAAUUACAAGAGAUUAUUCACAAUGGAGCAUAUGGGGACGUUGUAUGCAGGAAAUGGGUCAUAUGACUCAUCGGUUUCAAAGUCUGGGUUGUAAGAUAGCUUGAAGAAGAUUUAGUUUCAUGAUAAUGUAACAGAAGCAGCAACGUGGUUGGAAAGGUCAGGGGUAGCUUGUUACUAUAAGACAUGAGCUUGAAAAAUAUUUCAAGCUUCCAACCAAAUGUGGGUACAAUUUGAACUACUUAUUGAGGUUUAUGUACAUUCCUUCAGCCCAAUUUGGUAGCUAGUCAACCUAUCAGUCUUACCACUUAAAUAAGUGAUCCUAAUACACGAAAUGUAUCCACUAAACACUGUGAGAAACUGAGACAAACACCUUCUCUGUCCUUUCCACUCUAUGACCAUCAGUAAAGCAAGACUGCAGGCUUGACGCAGACACUCAUAGUGUUGAUUCCUGAUGAAUGACUCGCUAGAAGCGUCCCACUGUGUCCCCUAGUCCUCUUUCACUGCACUCUUGCCCCUUUUCUCCCUCAUUGACAAAACCAUUGUUGUCUUUACUCCGUCACUAAAAAAAAGCCAACCACUGUGCAGCACCUGGUACCUGUGCUUUCACACGGUCCUCUUAUUCUGACACAAAGGAAACUGAAUUUGGAUAACAAUUAACAACUUCACCGAUUUGCCAAAUAUAAUGUUUACGUUUUUACAACAAGGUGUAAAAUAAUUUAUACGAUAUUGCUUUUGUAUGUAGAGGGGACCACACUCUUGUGUUUUAUUUUUUCAUAGAUAUAGAAGUUAGUGUAGAUAUGUAUCACCUCCUGAAACGCUGUGUAACGUGCUACUUCGGCAAAACAGUGUAGGCUUACUUGUGUCAGUCUAAUCGAAGUGUAGACCUACUUGUGUCAGUCUAAUCUAGUUAGGUAAAGGAUAGAGGAUAAUAGCCAUUCAUUUGUCAUCUUGCUCAUUGUAUUUUAUGUACAGCA